UAUCCGCAUGUGACCAACUGGAAUCGUAAAAUCAAGGCGCAAAAGAAGAGAGAGUUGAUCUACAAAGGGGCUUUCUCCAGUGAUAUUGGUUUUCCUUUAUCGGACAUAUACUUUGAGUUCGAAGAAGCGUUUUUACGCCGUUAAAGCACUGUUCUCAAAGGUUGCCGCGGACUAUUUCGUAUAGCGGAGUUAUCUCAGAGCUCUAGUGGUCCAAAUCCCGGCGGAGGGACACAGUUGACACAAAGCUUGGAGAAAAGAGAGCUCACCGGAUUUCACGCAGGGCGGAGAAGGCACAAUAUUUCUUCGGUUUGGAACUAAACAAAAUCCGUCAAGAUGGUGGAAGGGGGCAUGAAAUGCAUCAAAUACCUUCUGUUUGUCUUCAACUUAAUUUUUGUGAUUGCCGCUAUUGGCUUGAUCAUCAUUGGAGCCUUGGUCCAAACUCGCUUCCAUGAGUAUUUCGAUUUCUUUGGAGGGAAGUUCAAUGGAGCAGCCAUAUUAUUAAUAAUUGUGGGGGUGGUCAUUUUCAUGAUCGCCUUCUUUGGAUGCUGCGGUGCCAUCCGAGAAAACUACAUCUGUACCAUGGUGUUUGCUGUGAUGCUGAUUGUGAUCUUCAUCCUGGAGUUGGCCGGGGGAAUCGCAGGCUUUGUCUUGAGGAACUCGCUUGAAGGAGAGGUACGUGACUUGAUGAUGGAAGCGCAGAAAAACUACAAUGAUACUCAGCAUGAGGGUGUUACCAAAACCUGGGACGAGGUCCAAAGAAAGUUCAAGUGCUGUGGUGUGGUAAAUUACACAGACUGGAAUGAUAAUGAAAGACUCCAUGGCGGGGUCCCAGAUUCCUGCUGCCUAGAGUUUUCAGAAGGCUGUGGCAAAGCACCAGUGAAUCCAGGCAAAAUUUAUGAUAAGGGCUGCUUGGACUUCACUGUGAACUGGGCCAAAGAUAACAUAUACAUUGUUGGAGCCGCCGGUAUUGGACUGGCCUUCAUACAGAUUGUUGGGAUCAUCUUCGCGUGCUGUUUAGCACGAUCCAUCAAGAAAGAGUAUGAAGUGGUCUAAGAUACGUUAAAAUAAGAAUUAGGACAUGAUCUGGAUUUUUGGAGUGAUGCAGUUUUGGAACUUGAUCUUGGCCCACUGUCAUAAUGAAUGGUAUAUAAGAGAAUCCAAACAUUACAUCAGGACUGGAUUGUUAUACACAAGUUUUUUUGUUCUUUUUUUUUUUUAUUUGAGAUGCCUGGAGCAUGGUGUAGGUAUGAAAUAAAAAAGAAACUGUAUAUUCAGAAUCAGGCGAUGGAAAGACAGAGGGCGUAUGAAGAUUCAAGUCCACACAUUACUCCAAGAACCUCUGACACAGCAUUGGACCAAGACAUGCUUUAAAUUGAAAGAACCAAGUUUUCAUGAAUUAUAACCAAAUUGUCUGAUCUCUGAAGUGAACAUGUAGUAUGUAUUGCUGUGGAAGUCAGCUGUACGUAAAAGAAAUUUCACCACCAAGUUUAUACGAUGCUCACAAAAAAAUUUAAAGAACUCUCACAAAUUUGCCCAACGAUGGAAUUAACAGUCUGGGAAUGUGUCUAUGAGCAAAAAUCACAGAAUGAUAAACCAAAUGGAAAAGUAAAUGAUCAGGAAUUUAGCAUGGCCUCUACACAAAUUUGGCAACAGUUUUGAAUUUGGAGUUCACAGGUGAAAUGCUGAAAACUUUAAGGAAAAGGUAGUAUGUUCAGUGCAAAGAGUUGAUAACUUGUUCUUGGGUGAUCACAAUUGUCCGCCUUAGCAUGCGUAUAACACUGUGACUUAAAUUCAAAUUGACACAAGAACAUGCAUUGCUUUUAUGCUCAGCUGUAGACAGUUAAGUAUUGUCUGUCAUUUUUUUGGA
Messenger RNA from Liolophura sinensis, 1867 nucleotides. RefSeq names its product CD63 antigen-like. Gene Ontology annotation, cellular component: plasma membrane. Lineage: Eukaryota; Metazoa; Mollusca; Polyplacophora; Chitonida; Chitonidae. Bases 334 to 1053 code for a protein of 239 amino acids. The record is from RefSeq and is a predicted model, not a curated record. The transcript is spliced from 7 exons.